UACACUACUACUUCUUCUAACUUCUCAACGUAGAUUCAAGUUUAUUAAACAAAUUCGAUUUCAAACGAUUUCUAUCGGCAUCCGCGAAAAUUGUCUCGCCCUCGCCUUGCUCAAACGUGGCCAUCCAGCUACGGUAAGAAGUAAACAAUCUCAAUUUUGGAAAGCGUUGUUCCUCGCUCGUCGUUCUUCGCCGCCAUUACGGUGUGGACCACGUGCACGCAACAGCCGUUUCCUUUGCUAGAAGCCGCCAUCGACGGACGUCGCCACUCGGUACAGCAGAGAUAAGAAGGAGAUAUAAUCUGAGUAACAAUUCUCAGAUUAUAUUCUUCUGUCUUUUUUAAUUAUAUUUGAACAACAACACAAUGUCACUGGAGCUUCGCGACUCGAUUAGUGAAGGAGCGUUGGAAAACACUUCAACGAUCCCAUGUUUGUACAAGGAAGUUUUCAAACCAACACCAGACAAUUUGAAGGAUGCGGACAGCGAAGACGACAAGUAUCAACGGCCCGAAGAGAACGAAUGGUUUCGCAGCAAGGAAGGCGAGUCUUCCGACUCGUUUCUGGAAGGUUUCUGUUAUCGCAAGAAAACUUUUUUCUGGGAGAAAUUUGACAAAAGUUUGAAAAUCAAACGAUAUCUUCUUAAUCGUUACGAGGCUCGAUCCGAACAUCAUCGGAGCAACAGACCGUACAAGUGCGAGAUGUGCGGCAUCGCUUUCGUCACGUCCGUCGCCUUGCGUCUUCAUAUAAAAAGUCAUUACCAUCUGCGUGUGCCCGACAAUCACAAGAAACUUCGAGUUUUCAAGUUAAAGAAACUUUUCUACCAGCGAUAUAACUAUGACUUUUAUGAAUAAGGAAAUGUGAUUUUCACACUCGGACGACAAACACAACAACGAAACCGAACGCGAAUUUAAUGAAUUCUCAACAACACAGCAGACUUUUUAGGUUUACGAUCGGCUAUCUCCUAGCCACGUUGUGACGUCAGAAAUGAGAAGCGAGACGAAAAGUUUUUUUCCGAACGAUAUGAUGUUUCUGUAAUUCUGUAUUUUGUGCGCGAAUCUGCAAACAACGCGUAUAAAAUAAAAUUCUUAAAAAAUAAUCAUAACGAUAAUAAUUUCUCAGCGGAAACAACUAUCACGUGUGAUUUUUUUUCAAUCUUCACAUUAUUUAAUUUUCGCCACAUAUUUGCCAUGUGCGUAUAUUUCGCGCAUCCGAUGAUCAAGAUUAACUUUUCACGGAAAAAAAUUGAGAUCUGCUCUACAUCGCAGGAUUCUUCUCGAUCGUUUCUCAAUUCUGAAAACGUCGUAUAAAAGCAACACGACUGUCGGGAGAAGUAGCCGACCCUUCAUGAAAAAAAAAAAGCGGACAGUGAACAAUGAAAUAUUCCGUGUGACGACUACUGGAAUUAUCUCAACCGACUCUCAACCGAAACCGAAAUAAUUUGAACGUAAGCUCUACUUGAGAAACAAAGCGCGUUUGCAUAAAAGUUUUUUUUAUAUUGUCGAUAAUCGAAACAAAAAUUAAUCAAUCAAAACGCAUAUCUUUCUCAUAUUUCAAAAUUGGAUGUAGUUAAAAGAAACAGUUGAGUUUUUUUACGUGUCAUUUCCAAUAUCUACGAUGUAUUAAUAUUGUACGCAGAAAAAAUUGCAAUAAAGAAAA
This is a messenger RNA of Pseudomyrmex gracilis, 1653 nucleotides long. Its product is annotated as transcription factor E4F1-like. The transcript is spliced from 4 exons. The coding region runs from base 363 to 848 and encodes 161 amino acids. Lineage: Eukaryota; Metazoa; Arthropoda; Insecta; Hymenoptera; Formicidae. The record is from RefSeq and is a predicted model, not a curated record.